AUGAAACUUGCUGUAGGCUUUAUUAUAGCCUGUUUAUCCUUAACAUACGCAUUUGUCGAUAAUGACAUAGCAUUAGCUAAUGCGCAAGCUAACGCCGAAGCAAAUGCAAAAUCAUCCGCGCAAAGUGAAACAAGCGCUAGUGCUCCAGCUCUAAGUCAUACAUACGAAAAAGAUGUAUUUUCUGCUGCACAAGCAACAGCCAAUGCAGACGCUACAAGCGCAGGAAAUGCGUUAGCUGAUGCACAAACAGCAGCUAGUGCGAAUGCCAUAUCUCGUAGAGAAAAGACGUUAGCUAAUACACAAGCAGCAACUACUGCAAACGCCGCAAGCUCAUCUCGUAGAGGAAAUGCAUUAGCUAAUGCAGAAGCAGCAGCCAGUGCAAACGCCGCAAGUUCGUCUCGUGGAAGAAAUGCAUUAGCUAAUGCACAAGCAGCAGCCAGUGCAAACACCGCAAGUUCAUCGCGUGGAGGAAAAGCGUUAUCCAAUGCAGAAGCAGCAGCCAGUGCAAAUGCCCUAAUGCACAAGCAGUAG
Molecule: messenger RNA, 531 nt
Organism: Formica exsecta
Lineage: Eukaryota; Metazoa; Arthropoda; Insecta; Hymenoptera; Formicidae
Exons: 2
Coding region: 1-531 (176 amino acids)
Source: RefSeq, a predicted model, not a curated record